Messenger RNA from Ruditapes philippinarum (Manila clam), 1470 nucleotides. RefSeq names its product leucine-rich repeat-containing protein 58-like. Gene Ontology annotation, molecular function: protein binding. Lineage: Eukaryota; Metazoa; Mollusca; Bivalvia; Venerida; Veneridae. The record is from RefSeq and is a predicted model, not a curated record. Bases 186 to 1247 code for a protein of 353 amino acids. The transcript is spliced from 3 exons.
CCCAGUUUUAUUUGGUAUGCUUCGGAUAUGUUCGUUAUAUAAAUCAAGAAAUCAUGGGGCUUACUGGUGAUCAUGAUUGCCCUGAAUAUUGUACUGAUUUAUACCAUUGCAUAAGGCAAAUGAGUAUUUGAUACUGUACAAUAAGUGAAAGGAUCGGUGAGAGCUUCUAGUUCUAGAGCUCUAGAAUGGCUCAAAAUUAUGUGGACUGGCCAUCAUCCUCAGAUAGUGAAUUUAAUGAUGACAAUUCGGAGGAUUUGUCACACAGUGAACUCGAAGUGUUGCCAAAAUAUCUUUCAGAGGAUCCGACGUCUUGGAAAUCUAUUCAAUUAAGUCACAAUUGUUUCGUGGCGUUUCCUGGCGAAUUGGGAACAUUUCUUAAUCUAAUAAACCUUGAUAUUAGCAACAAUGGUUUGACAUCAAUUGGGAUGGAAAUUCUGCAUCUACAAAGCCUGACUACAUUUACUGCAAGAAAUAACCUACUGGAUGAAAACUCUUUGCCUAAAGAUUUUGGACUUGUCACUUCUUUAGAGACAUUGAAUUUCAGUGGCAACAGAUUCACGGACUUCCCCAUGCAAUUGACAGAGUUGAAGAAUUUAAAAACAUUACACAUAGGUGCAAAUAACCUGAAGUCUAUACCUGGUGCUAUAAAAGGCUUGUCAAAGUUGGAAGUGCUGUAUUUGGGAGGAAAUUCAUUACAAGAAGUUCCAGCAGAGCUCGGCACUUUACAUCGAAUGACCUCUCUUGUUCUCUGUGAUAACCAGCUGCACAGUCUACCACCAACAUUCUCACAUCUCAGGAAACUACGCUCACUCAGUCUACACAACAAUCGGUUAUCUACAUUACCUCAAGAAAUAGUUGCCCUCAACUUGAAGGAACUUAGUCUUAGAAACAAUCCACUUGUUAAUAGAUUUGUACAAGAUCUAAGCUUUGAUCCCCCAUCUUUAAUGGAACUAGCUGGUCGAGUCAUCAAAAUUGACCGGGUCAAGUAUUCAACUGCUGAUUUGCCAGUUCACCUUGUGAAGUACCUGUCUUCUGCUGAAAGAUGUGUCAAUCCAAAAUGCAAAGGUGUGUACUUCAGCUCUAAAGUAGAGAAUGUGAAGUUUGUAGAUUUUUGUGGCAAGUAUCGUCUUCCCCUGUUACAGUAUUUAUGCUCACCACAAUGUUCGUACACGUCUGUGUGUAGUGACAGUGAAACUGAUGAUGAGGAUUCUGCAAGAAGCAAGAUGAAAAAAGUUUUACUGGGUUGAUUUUCAAAAUAUUCUUAAAUUUUUGUGUUGGGAAAGCUGAGAUACUGAGGGCUUGGUGCCAAAAAAAUUGUAACUUUUACAACUUCAAAAAUAAACUAAGCCUUCUGUAUUUUCCACAUUCAAUGUUUUACUAGUUGUAAAAUUUUAUGAUGGAAUUUGUUGCUAUUGAAACCAAAAUGUUUGCAGUGGAUGUUAUUUUGCUGUGAUCCUGCAACCUUUUAAA